AUGGACCCCGAGCAGCUUCCUGUUGCAGAGAAACGGCUUCUCAACGCCCCAGUCGAGACGCUAUCAUGGAGCGGUUUGACAGUCAAGGUCAAGGAUGGCAAGACCGGACAGCCCAAGACGCUAGUCGACAAUGUCGAGGGCAUCAUGCAAGCUGGUGAAUGCUGCGCUGUCAUGGGCCCAUCAGGGUGCGGCAAGACCACGUUCCUAAACGUACUUGCACAACGGCCGAUCAAGGCAGCCCACGUCAGUGGACAGAUCUUCGUCAAUGGGGCCGAGGUGCCGAGCAACGUCUUCCGCCACGUCACGUCAUUCGCCCAAGAUCACGACAUCUUCAUCAGCGCCCUGAACGUGAGAGAGACGCUGCACUUUGCCUCUCGGCUCGCGGGCAUCCCUCGCGGGGAUGAGGCCGAGACUCGCGUCGACACGCUGCUCGAAGCCUUCGGGCUUGUCGGCUUGAGGACACGGCGCGUCGGGGGCGGCAUAUCCCACGGCCAGAAGCGCCGGCUGACGGUGGCCAAGCAACUGGUCACCGGCCCCGGUAUCCUGUUUCUUGACGAGCCGACGAGCGGUCUUGAUUCGGUAGCCAGCUGCCACGUCGUCAGCCACCUGCGACAGCUUGCCAAGAGAACCGGCCUCAUCGUCGUGUGCUCCAUCCACCAGCCAUCGACAUCGACCUUUAGCCUCUUUGACAAGUUGCUUCUUCUGUCGGCGGGCAAGACACACUAUUUCGGCCCCAUCAACCGGGUGGUGGACUACUACGCGAGCAUUGGCGUGACGAUCCCCGAGCGGGCAAACCCGGCGGACUUUCUGCUCGAGCUGGUCAAUACCGACUUUGCCCAGAAUGAAGCCGCUGUCCCGGAGCGCGAGCGUGUGGCCGAACUGGCGUCGCUCUGGGGAAUAUCCGCCCUGCGUCAGCAGAACGCUGGAGUCAUUGCGUCUGCCAGGGUCACCCCGGAAUUGGCUUGGGACGCCGGAUCCAAGCCGUCUUCUCCGGGCCGACUGGCGGUGCUCACUCACAGAACGUUCAUCAAAUCGUAUCGGGAUGGUUUGGCCUACACCUUGCGACUUGCCAUGUACACGGCGUUGGGGCUCCUAGCAGGGACCAUCUGGCUGCAGAUGGAUCGCGACCAGAACUCGAUCCAGCUCCUGAUUAACGCCCUCUUAGUCUCCUGUGCGUUCAUGUCUUUUAUGGCCGUGACGUAUGUCCCGGCCUUCAUCGAGGACUAUCGUCAGUUCCGUCUGGACCGCUGCAACGGCCUGUAUGGUGCCGGCUCCUUUUUGCUGUCCAAUUUCGUCGUGGGCAUGCCGUACCAGUUUCUUUUCUCCUCCGCAUUUUCCGUCUUGUUCUACUGGCUGGGGGGUUGCCGCGCAUCCGCCGGUGCUUUCUUCACUUGGAUAUCGUGGCUGUUUUUGAACCUGAUCGCGGCCGAAGGUGUGGUCAUUCUCUCGGUUGCCAUCAUCCCCAACUUCGUCGGCGCACUGGUGAUCACGUCUUUGUUGAACGUUAUCGCCUUCGCGACUGCAGGUACCUUGGUACCACCUUCGCAGCUGAAUGUGUUUUACAAAUACGGGUUCUACUAUUGGAACUCGCAGGGAUACGUCUUUCGGGGCAUGAUGGCCACGCAGUUUGAUGGGGCGACGUACAGCUGCGGUGCGGGAUGCCACUGUAGAUACCCAUCACUUCCAGACCAAUGUCACAUUUCUGGGGAAACGAUUUUGGAUCAGUACGGGAUCAAGAUGGCGGACCAGGGGCAAAACGUUGGCAUCGUGGUGGCAAUUAUAUUGGGUUAUAGGGUAGCUGCUUGGGCCUUGCUUCGCAUGCGGGAUUGAAUGGGGUAGCGUCUACGGUAG
This is a messenger RNA of Chaetomium fimeti, 1851 nucleotides long. RefSeq names its product P-loop containing nucleoside triphosphate hydrolase protein. Gene Ontology annotation, cellular component: membrane. The coding region runs from base 1 to 1830 and encodes 609 amino acids. Lineage: Eukaryota; Fungi; Ascomycota; Sordariomycetes; Sordariales; Chaetomiaceae. The transcript is spliced from 2 exons. The record is from RefSeq and is a predicted model, not a curated record. Gene Ontology annotation, molecular function: ATP binding; ATP hydrolysis activity; ABC-type transporter activity.